GGACAUUUGACUUUUACAAGCACUCCGUUUUGCAGGCUGGAUCUUUGCGCAGGUUUCUAGAUUCCUGCGGAUCACAUCAAAAUGUUGUGGAUUUUGUCAAUGGUUUUGGCUCUCAUCGCAGUGGUUGACGCCUGUCCGAAACCCUGCAAAUGUGAAGAUCAUGACAUCCUAAUUUGUUCGGACCAGAGACUUCUGGAGCUCCCUCAUCUGCCUCAGAGUACCAAGCAAUUAUAUGCUACACAUAAUAUGAUUCAAGCUCUCCCAGAUGAAGGUUUGGAAGGAUUGUCGAUUCUCGAUCUCACCAAGAAUAUCUUCAACUUGUCACUCAAUACCAACUGGCAGAACAUGAGCAAUCUUACAAAGCUAUUUCUGAGUGGAAAUGGACUGAGCACAUUAACACCAAGACAGUUUCAGGGGCUGUUGAACCUCAAAAUGUUGGAUCUCAGUGACAACUACAUUGUAAUACUGCCUCAGAAGUUCCUUUAUGGUCUGACCAAGCUUCAGAUCCUUAAUCUGAAUAUGAACAAGAUAUUAAGUUUAUCCUACGGGGUCCUGGACGGAGCUUCUGCCCUUAAGGACCUCCAACUGAGAAAUAACAUGAUUGAGAUGGUCGAGGUAGGUGUGUUUGAGAACUGCACACAUCUAGAUCAACUUUAUCUGUCAAUGAACAACCUAAAAAGUGUAGGUAAUGGGAGUUUUAAGGGUGCCAUAGGGCUAAAUCACCUUGAUCUUAGUCGAAAUGGACUAGUCGCCGUACCUACCAGUGUCCUUCAGGACACUCUGAACCUUACUAGCCUCUAUCUUCAAAAAAAUAACAUAGCUUCAAUUCCUGAUGACAUUUUCUCUGAGAUUCCCAUGCUGAAGCAUUUGGAUUUGAGUCAUAAUGGUCUUGCUUCCAUGUCCGACGGUUCGCUCAGAGGUCUUUCCCAGCUGGGCGCAUUAGAUCUAAGUUUCAACCAGUUGCAGAUGCUACCGUCACAUGUGUUUCAAGACUUGGGAAAGCUUGAGAGCCUUAAUUUGUAUCAUAGCGAUCUGAUGUUGCUUCCGAACGGCUUGUUCAAUAACUUAAGUAGGGUAAUAGAGCUUCAGCUGGACAGCAAUAAUAUUAUUGUAAUUCCACCGGACCUCUUUCACCCACUUUCAGCUUUGCAUGAUCUACAACUGAACAACAAUCACAUUUCGGAGCUCCAUUCACACACAUUUAUGCAGCUGAGGAAGCUUAAGCAUCUCGAUCUUUCCUACAAUGACCUUGUGAAGAUUCCCAUGCACCUCUUCAAAAGGACACAUCAUCUGAGGGACCUUAACCUGGAGAAAAAUCAUAUCCGUUACAUUCCAAAAUUGUCCUUUAAACACUUAGUCAAACUUCAGUGUCUGAAACUCAGCAACAACAACCUGACAAGACCCUUUGCAGAUCUACUGACUAGUCUUAGUAAUUUACGGGAGUUAUGGCUCAAUGAAAACCAGAUAGAAACCAUCCCUAUUGGAUUUUUCACAGAUCUUACAAACCUGAGGUUCCUGGAUUUGUCCAACAAUAAAUUGCGUUCCAUCUCUUCUGAUGCCUUCAAAGAUCUGUCCGCAUUGAAAGAGCUGGAUCUGAGAUUCAAUGCUCUCGAUAAACUUCCAGAUGACAUCUUCACAUCUUUGAUACAUCUCAGAAGGCUCCACCUGGAAAACAACCAGCUCACACAUUUGCCCACCAAAGUGUUUUCUGCUCUAUCCAGAUUGGAAGAGCUCCAUUUGGACAAAAACCAGAUCCAGCACAUUCAUCCAACACAGUUUGAAGGCUUAGUGAUGUUACGCGAACUUGAUAUAACAUUUAAUCAACUGCGCUAUAUGGACAAAGGGACUCUGAUGCCUUUAGCAAAUCUAGUGCGUAUCUAUCUUAAUGGGAAUCCAUGGGAUUGCUCUUGUGUGUUCAUUCUCUAUCUAAGUCAGUGGUUUAACAAUAAUACUCACUUAGUAAAACCUACACCCAUGUGCUCCUCUGGUCAAUAUCUUUCCUAUCCAGCUCGUUUCCCCUAUUCAUUAUCACAGCAUUGUGCAAGUUCUGCAUGUAUCUCUUUUAACACAGAGAAAUUAAUGGUUCUCCUUGCUUUCUCUCUGGGUUUUCUUAUCUUUUGAGAUCUAUCUACCUGUGCUGUGCUAAACUCUGAGAUCUGUGUGGGUAAAGUGUUGAAACCACCACUUCUUGUGUGCAAAUGAUUUAUGCUUUUGACCUCUGAAAUGCAUGCAACUGUUGGCAUCAGAGGAGCAAUGAAAUAUGAUUUAUCUGAGAUUUAAUAUUUUCCAUAAAAUAAACUGCUUUGCCAAAAACUUACAGCCUCUUUACUUGUGUGACAGGAUUAUGCAUUUUGAAAAGGCCACAUGCUGAUGCUGCAAGAGGUAAUUUCCGCUUACUCAUUUCAGAACCAAGAGAAGAGUCACUUACAUUCACUCAUCUGAGUGUUUCUAAGAAUUUUAUGUAUGUCUCUAAACAAGGAUGUACGUCCGGACGCAAAUUGUGGUUAAUUUUCUGCAAAACUAGGCUUAAUCACAUUUUCUGUGUGCUUCUUCAUUUUAUUGGCCUAGCUUGUCAAUAAUGACUAGAAAAUGACAAAAAGAAUAUUCAUUCAAAUUUACUUUUUAAAAGUAAUCAUGCUACUUAUGUAUAGGUUGGCUUUACUGGAAGAUGAAUAGUGGAAGAAGAGGAAAUGCCUUGAAACAUCUAUCUAAAUGAUAUUUCACUAGUUUUUGUUGUCUCUAAAGUUGAAGAAUUUCCAUUAAUGUGGAAACUAAGGCUGAUGAUCCACAGGGCAAAUUUUUAAGCAAUUUUGCCAGGCAACUUUUAUUUUAGCAAUGUUGCUUGGGCACUUUCCCACUGAGAAUGGGUAACAAAUUUCUAUCUGGAUACUUUAGAACGGUCGUGGGCCCUGUAUUUCACCUGGUUGCCCGUUGACGGCAAUAUUAACCAAAGUUGCCCUGUGUAUCAUCAGCUUAUUAGUAUAAAAUAGAGUGGAAUAAUUAAACGUCUAGGAAAUGAAUGUAGACAAAGUCUACUAUCCACUACAAAUAUUGUUUUGACUGUUGUGGGACCAGCUCAGUAUUAGUAAUA
Molecule: messenger RNA, 3091 nt
Organism: Onychostoma macrolepis
Lineage: Eukaryota; Metazoa; Chordata; Actinopteri; Cypriniformes; Cyprinidae
Product: leucine-rich repeat-containing protein 15
Exons: 2
Coding region: 82-2121 (679 amino acids)
Cellular component (GO): extracellular matrix
Molecular function (GO): protein binding
Source: RefSeq, a predicted model, not a curated record